Molecule: messenger RNA, 2099 nt
Organism: Pongo pygmaeus (Bornean orangutan)
Lineage: Eukaryota; Metazoa; Chordata; Mammalia; Primates; Hominidae
Gene: LGMN
Product: legumain
Exons: 14
Coding region: 272-1573 (433 amino acids)
Biological process (GO): vacuolar protein processing
Molecular function (GO): cysteine-type endopeptidase activity
Source: RefSeq, a predicted model, not a curated record
GGCCUCGUCCUCUCCUCCCAUUGGUUUUGGCAGAUGCCACAUCCCAUAGCUCCACCAGUCACCGCCGCACAGUGGCCCUUAAGCGAGGAGCGGCGGCGCCCGCAGCAAUCACAGCAGUGCGGACGUCGUGGGUGUUUGGUGUGAGGCUGCGUGCCGCCGCGAGUUCUCACGGUCCCGCCGGCGCCACCACCGCGGUCACUCACCGCCGCCGCCACCACUGCCACCACGGUCGCCUGCCACAGGUUUCUGCAGUUGAACUCCAAGGUGCAGAAUGGUUUGGAAAGUAGCUGUAUUCCUCAGUGUGGCCCUGGUCAUUGGUGCUGUUCCUAUAGAUGAUCCUGAAGAUGGAGGCAAGCACUGGGUGGUGAUCGUGGCGGGUUCAAAUGGCUGGUAUAAUUAUAGGCACCAGGCAGAUGCGUGCCAUGCCUACCAGAUCAUUCACCGGAAUGGGAUUCCUGACGAGCAGAUCGUUGUGAUGAUGUACGAUGACAUUGCGUACUCUGAAGACAAUCCCACUCCAGGAAUUGUGAUCAACAGACCCAAUGGCACAGAUGUCUAUCAGGGAGUCCCGAAGGACUACACCGGAGAGGAUGUUACCCCACAAAAUUUCCUUGCUGUGUUGAGAGGCGAUGCAGAAGCAGUGAAGGGCAUAGGAUCCGGGAAAGUCCUGAAGAGCGGCCCCCAGGAUCACGUGUUCGUUUACUUCACUGACCAUGGAUCUACUGGAAUACUGGUUUUUCCCAAUGAAGAUCUUCAUGUAGAGGACCUGAAUGAGACCAUCCAUUACAUGUACAAACACAAAAUGUACCGAAAGAUGGUGUUCUACAUUGAAGCCUGUGAGUCUGGGUCCAUGAUGAACCACCUGCCGGAUAACAUCAAUGUUUAUGCAACUACUGCUGCCAACCCCAGAGAGUCAUCCUACGCCUGUUACUAUGAUGAGAAGAGGUCCACGUACCUGGGGGACUGGUACAGUGUCAACUGGAUGGAAGACUCGGACGUGGAAGACCUGACUAAAGAGACCCUGCACAAGCAGUACCACCUGGUAAAAUCGCACACCAACACCAGCCACGUCAUGCAGUAUGGAAACAAAACAAUCUCCACCAUGAAAGUGAUGCAGUUUCAGGGUAUGAAGCACAAAGCCAGUUCUCCUAUCUCCCUACCUCCAGUCACACACCUUGACCUCACCCCCAGCCCUGAUGUGCCCCUCACGAUCAUGAAAAGGAAACUGAUGAACACCAAUGAUCUGGAGGAGUCCAGGCAGCUCACGGAGGAGAUCCAGCGGCAUCUGGAUGCCAGGCACCUCAUUGAGAAGUCAGUGCGCAAGAUCGUCUCCUUGCUGGCAGCAUCCGAGGCUGAGGUGGAGCAGCUCCUGUCCGAGAGAGCCCCACUCACGGGGCACAGCUGCUACCCAGAGGCCCUGCUGCACUUCCGGACUCACUGCUUCAACUGGCAUUCCCCCACGUACGAGUAUGCGUUAAGACAUUUGUACGUGCUGGUCAACCUUUGUGAGAAGCCGUAUCCGCUUCACAGGAUAAAAUUGUCCAUGGACCACGUGUGCCUCGGUCACUACUGAAGAGCUGCCUCCUGGAAGCUUUUCCAAGUGUGAGCGCCCCACCGAUUGUGUGCUGAUCAGAGACUGGAGAGGUGGAGUGAGAAGUCUCCGCUGCUCGGGCCCUCCUGGGGAGCCCCCACUCCAGGGCUCGCUCCAGGACCUUCUUCACAAGAUGACUUGCUCACUGUUACCUACUUCCCCAGUCUUUUCUGAAAAACUACAAAUUGGGGUGGGGAAAGCUCUGUAUUGAGAAGGAUCAUAUUUGCUUUCUAGGAGGUUUGUUGUUUUGUUUUGUUUUGUUUUGCCUGUUAGUUUUGAGGAGCAGGAAGCUCAUGGGGGCUUCUGUAGCCCCUCUCAAAAGGAGUCUUUAUUCUGAGAAAUUUGAAGCCAAAACCUCUUUAAAUCUUCAGAAUGAUUUUAUUGAAGAGGGCCACAAGCCCCAAAUGGAAAACUGUUUUUAGAAAAUAUGAUGAUUUUUGAUUGCUUUUGUAUUUAAUUCUGCAGGUGUUCAAGUCUUAAAAAAUAAAGAUUUAUAACAGAACCCAAA